AUGUCUUCCAUGAUUACAGCCGCACAAUGGGUUCCCAGGGGCUUCGCUGCGCCUUUCCCUCAGAAGUAUACCCUGGAUGAGGCAGAGUUUGAACGGAUAGCGGAGCUUGCCAAGCUUCAACUGGACGACGCCCAAGAGGAUCUCGAGGAAGCUGAAGCUACGCAGAAGGGAACGAAGGCUAACCAUACCAUGGACGACGAAGAGGACUCGGAGAUGAAGAUUGAUGAAGACAAACCGGCCGAGAAGACAGAGAUCAACCUUAAUGAUGAUGACCUAAAAGAAUAUGAUUUGGAAAAUUACGACAACGACGACGACGAAGAUGUGCCUGGAAACGGCGAGGGCAUGGGCAUGUUUGGUAACAUCAAGUCGCUGGCAUACUACGAGUCGAAUAAGGACGACCCCUACAUCACAAUUGAUGCCGACAAGGAACAGGAGGAUGAGGACCGGGAAGAGCUCCAGAUUCUUGCGACUGACAAUCUUAUUGUGGCUGCCAAGGUGGAAGACGAGAUGGCGCACCUUGAGGUUUUCGUUUACGAGGAUGAGGCUGACAACCUUUACGUCCACCACGACAUUAUGCUGCCAGCCAUCCCUCUGUGUGUCGAGUGGAUCGACAUGCCCGUCAACAAGGCCGGUGUAGAGAAGGACACGGCAGGUAACUUCGUCGCCGUUGGCACAAUGGACCCCGAUAUCGAGGUGUGGGAUUUGGACACCAUCGACUGCAUGUACCCCAAUGCGAUCCUCGGCCAGGGAGGCAACGAGGAGGAGAAGAAGUCAAAAAAGAAGAAGAAGAAGUCCAAGAAGUCCAACGACGAAUACCACGUUGACGCUGUCCUGUCCUUGGCUGCAAACCGCAAGCACCGCAAUCUGAUGGCUUCAGCCUCUGCCGACAAGACGGUCAAGCUGUGGGAUCUCAACACGGCAAAGUGCGCCAAGUCGUAUACUUAUCACACCGACAAGGUGUGCUCACUUGCGUGGCACGCGAACGAGCCUACCGUUCUGCUUAGCGGUUCUUACGACCGAACUGUGGUGGCUGCCGAUAUGCGUGCACCGGAUGCUAAGCCUCCCCGAUGGGGCGUCGAGAGCGACGUCGAGAAUGUGCGGUGGGAUCCUCACGACCCGAACUUCUUCUUCGUGUCCACGGAGAACGGUGUCAUCCACUACCACGAUGUCCGCAAUGCACCGUCCGACCCUACGGGCACCAAGGCUGUCUGGACACUUCAGGCUCACGACGAGUCUGUGUCUUCGUUCGACAUCAACCCCGUGGUCCCCGGUUACAUGGUGACCGGCUCGACCGACAAGACGGUCAAGCUGUGGAACAUCCAGCCCACAGGGCCCUCUGUAGUGGUUUCGCGCAACCUCGACGUCGGAAAGGUCUUCUCCACCACGUUCGCGCCAGACCCGGAGGUUGCCUUCCGCCUCGCCGUCGCCGGAAGCAAGGGAACAAUGCACGUGUGGGACACCAGCACCAACGCGUCGGUGCGGAAGGCCUUUGCUCAGCGGGUGCCCGAGCAGCGCGGGAAGGGUGAAGAUCGCCUCGUGGGUGUUAACAACGAUGACAGCUCUGACGAUGACGAUGAAGAGGAUGACAAGCAGGACGAUGAUGAUUCGAUGGAUGAGAACUAG
Fusarium musae is the source of this 1623-nucleotide messenger RNA. RefSeq lists its product as uncharacterized. NCBI's taxonomy places the organism in Eukaryota, Fungi, Ascomycota, Sordariomycetes, Hypocreales, Nectriaceae. The record is from RefSeq and is a predicted model, not a curated record. Bases 1 to 1623 code for a protein of 540 amino acids. Gene Ontology annotation, biological process: rRNA processing. The transcript is spliced from 2 exons. Gene Ontology annotation, cellular component: nucleus. Gene Ontology annotation, molecular function: protein binding.